This is a messenger RNA of Sorex fumeus (smoky shrew), 873 nucleotides long. RefSeq names its product BCL2 interacting protein like (gene BNIPL). The record is from RefSeq and is a predicted model, not a curated record. Lineage: Eukaryota; Metazoa; Chordata; Mammalia; Eulipotyphla; Soricidae. Gene Ontology annotation, biological process: apoptotic process. The transcript has 9 exons. Bases 1 to 834 code for a protein of 277 amino acids. Gene Ontology annotation, cellular component: cytoplasm.
AUGGCAGCGGUGCAGGAGGCCGGGGAGAAGGCCCCAGCGCUCGGGGAGAACACAGAUGCGGUUGAAGUGGGAGCAGCCCUGAGACUUGGGGAACUGGAACUGGAGGAGGAAUGGCAGGAUGAAGAGUUCCCUGGAUUGCUUCCGGAAGAAGAUGGCACUUCCGAAGACCCUCCGGAGGACUCCCAGACAGAUGAGCUGACGACCUGGGAUGCGGGCUUGGGGGCCAACACCGCGGUGGAAAGGCUGGGCCAGAGCUGCGUCUGGGACAUGGCGGGUGCUGAUGGUCAUCGCUGGAGGGUGUUCCAAACAGGCCAGCGGGAGCAGCGGGUGGACAUGAGCGUCAUCGAACCCUACAAGAAAGUUCUUUGCCAUGGAGGUUACCAUGGUGACGGCCUCAAUGCUGUCAUUUUCUUCACUUCCUGUUACCUCCCCAGAAGCAGUAUCCCCAACUAUGCCUACGUCAUGGAGCAUUUGUUCAGGUACAUGGUGGGAACGCUGGAGCUGCUGGUGGCCGAGAAUUACCUGCUGGUUCACUUGAGCGGAGGCACGAGUCGGGCACAGGUGCCCCCCCUGAGCUGGAUACGCCAGUGUUACUGCACCCUGGACCGGAGGCUCCGGAAGAACCUGCAGGCACUGGUGGUCAUCCACGCCACGUGGUACGUGAAGGCAUUCCUGGCUCUGCUGCGGCCGUUCAUCAGCUCCAAGUUCACACGCAAGAUUCGUUUUCUGAACAGCCUGAGAGAGUUGGCCCAGAUCGUCUCCUUGGAUCAGGUCCACAUCCCCGAAGCUGUCAGACAGCUGGACCAGGAUCUCCAUGGCUCUGGAGGGACCUAGCAUGGGACUGGAUCAAGGACCUUAGAACCCAGCCAAGAU